AUGACGGUGCAAAUAGGGAGACCAAUUGGAAAUUGUAUGGGUGAGUGCAUAGAUGUGACUCAAGGACAAGAGGGAGAAUGUAUGGGUCGGUUUCUACGGGUGCCUGUUAAGUUGGAUAUUACCAAACCACUUAAACGGGGGACAAAGAUAUCUCUUCCCUCAGGACAACAGGAGUGGGUUGAUUUUCGCUAUGAGCGCCUACCGGAUUUAUGUUACAAUUGCAAGCGAAUGGGUCAUAUUAUGGGUGAUUUCACGUUUGUGGAUGAAGUAGUCAAAAGUGCAAAAGAUAAACCUUAUGGCUCCUUCUUAAGGGUGAUUCACGAUUUUGUGAAACCUUGGUCAACAAGCCCUAAGCGAGCACGUAAUUAA
This is a messenger RNA of Prunus armeniaca (apricot), 369 nucleotides long. The record is from the annotation of a GenBank genome assembly. NCBI's taxonomy places the organism in Eukaryota, Viridiplantae, Streptophyta, Magnoliopsida, Rosales, Rosaceae.